ACAUGAAAAGGGAAUUUGAUAUGGGAUGAAAUUGUAGAGUUAAAAGACUUCUAAAUUCUUAGAAUUUGGAAAGGAUGUAUUAUUAAUUUCAUAGUAGAGAAGUAACGUGGAAGCACUAUAAUUCCAACACCUUCCAAAUGGGAAUGAAGAAUUCAACAAGAACACGUUGGAACCAGCCCAAACCCAAUAGAUUUUUCACCCUUCGAAUAUAUUUGUGGUGCAAUCAUACCUAAACUUUCUCAAUCUGCAACCUCCAAAUUUAGUAUCCAGAACAGCAAUUUCCAUCAAAGAACAGAUAAAUUUUCCAUUCCCUUCUCAACGCACGGAUAUUCCCAUUUUCCAGGGAAACUGUACUUUAUUUUUUGGAAACCCACCUCUAGUUAUGGGCUUUAAAGCGCUUUUCCACCGCAAGAAAUCCAAGAAAUCAGCUGAUUCUUCCGGCGAUCCACCUAUCGGUGUCGCACCAUUGACCAGAUCGAGAUCUCAGUCCCUCAAAUUCAAACCCCAGCUUGAAGAACUCCGACAAGUUUUCAAGAAAUUCGAUGUAAAUGGAGAUGGGAAGAUCUCUUCCUCUGAGCUUGGCUCCAUUAUGUCUAGCCUUGGCCACCAGGCCAACGAGGAGGAACUGCAGAAGAUGAUUACGGAAUUCGACGCAGAUGGAGAUGGGUUCAUCGAUUUUCAGGAGUUCGUGGAGAUGAACACACAAGGGAUGGAUACCGAUGAUGUUCUGGAGAAUUUGAAGGACGCUUUCUCUGUUUAUGACAUUGAUGGAAAUGGGUCGAUUUCUGCUGAGGAGCUGCAUAAAGUGAUGGGAAGCCUCGGCGAGCCCUGCUCUAUUGCAGAGUGCAAGAAGAUGAUUAGUGGGGUUGAUAGUGACGGCGAUGGGAUGAUCGAUUUUGAGGAGUUCAAGGUCAUGAUGACGGUGGGUAUUAGAUGGGACUCCAUUAACGGUCACGGAUGAAUCAAGGUGCUGAUAGUUGCAGCGGCAUCAGAUGUGGUUCUGGGUUGUGUCUGUCUCGUUUCAGAGAUCUCAUAGGUUCCUUUUUCCCAUUUGUCUUGUUAUUUUUGUUUCUUGGCUUGAUUUUGAUUGGAAACUCUGUGAAUAUUAAUUUGAUACAAUACAAUUGCUUAAUAUUAAUUUUGUAUUAUGAACUUUUAAUUUCUUUA
This is a messenger RNA of Hevea brasiliensis (rubber tree), 1167 nucleotides long. RefSeq names its product probable calcium-binding protein CML25. The record is from RefSeq and is a predicted model, not a curated record. Gene Ontology annotation, molecular function: calcium ion binding. The transcript has a single exon. Lineage: Eukaryota; Viridiplantae; Streptophyta; Magnoliopsida; Malpighiales; Euphorbiaceae. The coding region runs from base 383 to 961 and encodes 192 amino acids.